ACAUACACUCGCUUCGAGAGAACACGCGAAUCGCUAGAGUUCCGCUUCGAACGUCUGAAACGUUUAAGGAAAUCUCGGUCAAGACAAGUGCGCGCGUUUUGUAAUCCAAGUUCGCGGAGAACAGUUUAUUUGUGUUGUUUGUUUUAUUUUGGGUAAAGUUAAGGUCGUUUAUGACCUCGAAAAAAUAACAGUUGACGAGCGUGAAAAACAAAAAAUUUGUUAGUGAAAAUAAACAGUGGGGAGUUUAGUGCUUUGAACUUGAUUUGAACAAAAAAAAAGACGCUAAGGAGGAGACCGAUAGCAAAAAGGAUUACAACAUCAAACAAACAGUACCGGAGAAGUGCAGCAGCAGCAGCAGCAGAAGCAGCAGCACCAGCAGUAGUAGACUUCGGCAUCGGAGGCCUUUGUCCUCCCAGAAAAUCCCGUCCAGACAGACUGUUAAACAAUGUACUAAGACGAACUAUGAUGGUUGCGGAAUUUGUAACACGACAACAGAACGGUUCGCCAAUCAACGGUGAAAUACCCGGUCAGAAUCAUAACAACUCCAACAUGCCCGCACACAGUGCCUUGCUAAUGGGUAGCGACUCUACCGGACGCGGAAGUCCCGUCAGUCCGGGAUCCGACUACAACGGUAACGGAUAUGAUCUGGCAUCACAUCUACAGCGCAAGGAACUAUUUUCCCAGCGCAAACAGCGUGAAUUCAUCCCAGACAACAAAAAAGACGACAGCUACUGGGAUCGGAGACGCCGCAACAACGAAGCGGCCAAGCGUUCCCGCGAAAAGCGUCGUUUCAACGAUAUGGUUCUGGAACAGCGUGUCGUUGAACUAACUAAGGAAAACCAUGUGCUGAAGGCACAACUGGAUGCAAUCAAAAAUAAAUACAACAUUUGCGGGGAGAACUUGGUUAGCGUUGACCAGAUAAUGGCAACCCUGCCAACCAACGAACAGGUGCUGAGUUCGACAAAGCGCGUUAAAAUCAACAGCACCGCACCGAUUGCAUUCCCGCUGGCAAGGACUCCGGUACCUCAGCCUUCACUGACACCACAACCCGUACCGGUACAGAUACCACAGCAUCAUCAUCAGUCUCACGCACCUCAGCAGGUUCUGCAGCAGCAGCAGCAGCAGCAACAACAACAACAACAGCAACAGCAACACCCAGCCCAAUCGCAGCCACCCCAGCAACAAUCACAGCAAGCCGCAGUCAUUCACCCCAAUCCGAACAUCGAAUCUCCCCCUCCGCCACAGUCCAUCGCUUCGCAGCUGCAGCAGAUCACCAUUCAGCACACAAACUCACACUACAAUCACCACCACUCGCCUGCCGCCAUCUACCGCGGCGAGUACGAGCCCGUACUGACCAACGGUAGCAGUCGGUGCGAUAGUAAUAAGCGUGACACCGCCAUCCGGAGUCCCCUUGCCAGAGUCGACCUGCUGGAGCGUGAUGAACAUCGCAAUGACUCGCUGGUCGACCAGCGAGACCGAGACCGUGAUCGUGAACGUGAACACGAUCGCGACGACGUUCCUGCUCUACCGGUUCCUACCUUCGGCUCGACCAACUCGCACAUCGGUGGACCGCACAUCUCGCACCAUCCGUACGCUGGUCCCUACUCGAUCCCGAACUAUCCGGUAAGCUAUGCCGGCAACCUCUAUCCGUCGCCACCGCGAGAGAUCAACGCCCUGCUUACCGCCAACGUACUCAACCUCAGCCGCCGGGCUCCGUCGCCUUACGAAACCUCCAACGGAACGGGCUCGAACAGCAGUCACAGUAGUUCCGGCGACGAUGAGCACGAACGCGAACAGAUUCACGACCACAACAACAGUCUACCAGUGAAACUGAGGCACAAAUCACAUCUGGGCGACAAGGACGCAGCCACCGCCCUGCUUGCCCUGCAAAACAUCAAACAAGAACCCCAGUUGCGAGCCUCUUCACCGUGGGACGAUGGUGAUGGUUCCUCCGACGAGCGCGACUCCGGUAUCUCUACGGAGUGGCCAACCAAGGCGGAACAGAAAAUGAUGGUCCCCCUGCCAUCGUCACCUCCGUCCAUUUCGGUAUCACCAAUCGCAUCGAAUGCAGCCAUCGCCGGUCCGGCCGGGAACAUCAUCGGCGGAAAGAUCACCUCGAUCCCGGCGUCCGUCGUCAUCAGCAAGAAGGCCGAGGAAAACAUCCAUCUCCAGUCGAAAUUGGCCCGGCUGGAGUCGGAAGUGGCCACUAUCAAGAACAUGAUGAUUUCCAACACUACUGGCAGCGGAUUUGGUGUCACAGCCGCGGCUCAAUGACGGAGACGGAACGCCUGGAACCGGGAGAUUUAAGUACGGUGAUAUGCCGUACGUAGCUCACAAUUGUGAUGAUGAACCUUUUUCGAAGAAAGAAACAAACGUGCAGGUGCGAAAGGAGAAAGGGAGAGCAAAAAGAGAAAAGAAAGCACGCCUUUCAGCAGUAAGAUAUGGUGGAAUGUGUUUUUUAUAUAAGCAAGAAGAGAAUAUUUAUUACUAAUUAUUAAGCAGAAAGAUAGCAUUUUCGUCAGUUGUUAUUUGUGUUAAGUAAGCAUGAUCUGCUUAAGCAAAAGCUGGACUGACCGAUAAUGGCGAAGUGAACUGAUAAGGCAGCUGUAUGCGGGAAAGGAACAGAGUGCGCAAGGAAUAAUAGUAGUCCAUGUACGAUAACCUAGUUUUUAACGGAGCUGUUUGAAGCGACACAAAGAAGAGCCAAGCAGUUAAAAGCCAGCCUUUAUCUUCAGGGAAGAUUGUGUAGCACAGAGCAAAACAAUCCGUAGAAGUAGCAGCUUCAAGCAGCUGUUGGAAAGGUUUUGUAUAGCACCAGAUUUAUUAAAACUGGUAGGCACCAAGUUUCGGAAAUGUGAUAUAUUUUUUUUGUUUGCUGUAUCAGUUUGAGAAAAACACCUUUCGUUUGAGGCUACUUUCUUUAAACAAUGAACUCACUCGAACGGAAGGUGGAUUUUAAUUUAUUUAUCGUCCUGUAAGUACCACAGUUAUUUAGCCUGUAAGUGAUAACAGAAGAAAUUUGUGAAAUUUCCACUUGUACUGUUAUAUCUUUGAUGCCAUCACCGGGAUAUAAAACUAGGUGAUAGUGCAGGGCCUUCACUGGCGGCCAAUCCUAUGAAAGAUCGACUGCGUACGCCGUGCGUAGUGCCGCGGUAUUAGCGAGUUUUUUUACCUUUGUAUGAAGCAUAAACAUCAAAUUGAUUAAUCGAGUAAAUUACUUUCCACACAAAGUUUAGCCGACUUUCAGAACUGAUCUUAAAAACACUACUUACGAAAUAACUAAUUCUGUACUACUCACUAUGCAGUAGCUAUUAUUCGGUAGUUUUAAAAUUGUCAUUUUAAAUUGUAAUUAAGAGAAGAUAUGAAAACAUCAA
This is a messenger RNA of Sabethes cyaneus, 3374 nucleotides long. RefSeq lists its product as uncharacterized. The record is from RefSeq and is a predicted model, not a curated record. Gene Ontology annotation, cellular component: nucleus. The coding region runs from base 463 to 2274 and encodes 603 amino acids. Gene Ontology annotation, biological process: circadian rhythm; regulation of DNA-templated transcription. NCBI's taxonomy places the organism in Eukaryota, Metazoa, Arthropoda, Insecta, Diptera, Culicidae. Gene Ontology annotation, molecular function: DNA binding; DNA-binding transcription factor activity. The transcript has 3 exons.